Molecule: messenger RNA, 1152 nt
Organism: Schistocerca piceifrons (Central American locust)
Lineage: Eukaryota; Metazoa; Arthropoda; Insecta; Orthoptera; Acrididae
Product: stress response protein nst1-like
Exons: 2
Coding region: 1-1152 (383 amino acids)
Source: RefSeq, a predicted model, not a curated record
AUGGAUAAUGAGCAACAGUCAGUAAGUAGUGAUACCGAGUUGGAAAGUGGGACACAAAGUAAUGUUAGUGACGUAGUUCAGGAAGUACAAUGUGAGAAUCUGGGGGCAGAAGGACAAGAAAUGUUGCCAUUGCCACCCAGUGAUUCAGUUGAUAGCGGAAAUACUGUGCCAUCCGCAAGCACUGGACACGGACCAGAGAGUGGUGAGGUGUCAGAAGUGCAAUCAUUAAGAGUUAUGUUCGAGCGCAUGCUCAAUUUCCAAGCUGAAUUUGUACGUGUGCAAGCAGAACGUGAUAGAGAACGUGAUGCUAAACAAGCAGAACGCGAUAGAGAACGUGAUGCUAAACAAGCAGAACGCGAUAGAGAACGUGAUGCUGAACAAGCAGAGCGUGACCAGAGAUUGGUAGCUGAAUUUGCAUGUAUGCAAGCAGAACGCGAUAGAGAACGUGAUGCUGAACAAGCAGAGCGUGACCAGAGAUUGGUAGCUGAAUUUGCCAAACAAGCAGAGCGCGAUGGAGAACGUGAUGCUAAACAAGCAGAGCGUGACCGACGCCUGCAUGAGAGGGACUUGCAGUUGAUGCAAACUUUAGAAGUUAUGCAAAGUGAGAUUGUUAGUUUGAAACAAAAAUAUGAAACCAUACCCAAAACGGUGCAAGAAUUAAGCGAAAGAGUAGAUAGUGUUCAAGUGGCUAACGCCAAUAUAGUAGAGGAAAUCAGUGUCCUGACUAAUAGGGUCGAACAACUAGAAAUUGACACAACUCAAGUAAUUGAGAACAAAGUGAUCGAACAAGUGCACAAAGUAGAAAAUGAAGUCAUGAAAGAAAUAGAUCAGAAAGUGCACGCCGCAAUUGAGGCCAGAGAUGUGGGCUCAAGUGUGCGGGCGCCUUUGUUGGAACUGCUCGGUCCGCCGCCCAGACUGUCCCACCGCCCCCCACCACCCCUGCCACCCCCACCUCCCCUGCCGCCCCCACCGCAGCCUCAGCGCCUCGUUAGGCGGCUGUCGCGUCCGCGAGUCCGCUGUCUGUCCCCCGCCAGCCAAGUCUCGCCCUACUGGGACGCCGCUGCAGUUCUUCAGUUCCGCUGUCGCCACUGGUUUGUUCCGCCACUGCGUCUCGGCGGGGAAGCUUUUUUUCACGUUCCAACUCUAGCGUAA